AUGGAUGGUGGCCCAAACACUAUGCAGGUCAAUCAGCCAGAGCUCAAGGAACACCUGGCAACCUCUGAGGGAAACCAAGGGUUCCAUGGAACCCUGGUUGAGAAAUGCUGCCCUAAGGUGGAUGAGUUGGCAACCCUACCUGGUACAGUAACAAGGAAUGCCAGAGCACAGAGUGGCAUGAUAAGACUUCUGCUGGAGAAUACUGACGUGCGUCACGAUACGCAGGUGCAGCUGGCUGGUGACACGCUAGCAAAAGAGCAGGAACUGAUGUCAGGCAAAGCUACAACUGGAUCAAGUGCAGGAAGAAAAGCCAAGGCAAGGUCAGACAGUCCAGGAAUACCCAUGAUUCUCUACGCCUGCCUUGUGAGGCUACAAGAUGGCCUCCCUCUCUCUGCCUCCACCGAUUUCCACCCGAACAUGCAGAUUCUGGAGUGCAAGAGAUGGGUAAAGAGACUUUCCGUCACCCUGUCCCAGCGCCCACCCAGAGGCACCGCCAACGUCUGCAACUUUCAUAUACAUUUUCUCUCAUCAGGUGACAUCUCCUCCGUGGUGGUUUGCUCCAGUACUUACCCCUCCGCCGCGGCAUUCAGCUUCCUGGAAGAACUGGCCUGGGAGUUCUCCGCCUCUUACAACAGCACAGCCAUCACCCUGGCCUCCAGGCCCUACGCAUUCCUGGAGUUUGACGGCGUUAUACAACGGGUGAAGCACAAUUAUAACUCUGCCGGGAGCAGCUCCCUCCCAGUCCGCCCGGAUCCCAGCCCCCCACCUGUCUAUUUAAAGUUAGAAGAUAUAGGGGAGGUCAACGGCUUCGCCAACGGGCACGUAACGGCACACGAGCACGCAGGCCUGAAUUGCCGAAUGUCCCCGGUGAGCCCUCUGGGGAUCCUGUCGGUGAUGUUGAGCAUCAUGUGCGCCGCGCUAAGUCUGAUCCGAGGAGUUCACCUGGCUGAGCGUUCCUUCCAGGAGGGAUAUGAAAAUACGGGAAGAGUUGUGGCUUUUCUGACGGCCUUCUCUGCAAGCCUAUCGCAGUGUUACUUGUAUCUCUUCUACUCUCCGGCACGGACAGGGAAAGCCUUGGGACUUGUUUUGGUAAUCUGCCUGUGUAACGUAUAUUUAUAUGGACUGCGCAACGUCUGGCAAAUUCUCUUCCACGCUUUAGUGGCGUUCCUUUUGGCACAGCAAAUUGUUCAGCGGAAACCUCUGGACAGGCACAGCGAGGGCGGAGUUUAAGAGGAACCAUCGAUGUACAGAUUUUCAUUUUUAUACAUAAGUAAGAAUACAAGAGAAAAAGAAAACCUUCCUGUGGAUUGAUGUAACAAUAAACAGACUCAUUG
Molecule: messenger RNA, 1334 nt
Organism: Rana temporaria (common frog)
Lineage: Eukaryota; Metazoa; Chordata; Amphibia; Anura; Ranidae
Gene: SEC22C
Product: SEC22 homolog C, vesicle trafficking protein
Exons: 8
Coding region: 1-1230 (409 amino acids)
Biological process (GO): endoplasmic reticulum to Golgi vesicle-mediated transport
Source: RefSeq, a predicted model, not a curated record